AUUCUUUACGAAAGCAAAGCGUCGACGAUGGACCGCUUGCAGCGCUUGUUCGGCAACCUCCCUGGCAUGCAGGGCCAUGGCAUGGGCGGCGCCAACGAUGGACCCGCGGUCGACACGGCCGAGAAGGUCCAUAUCUCGUCUCUGGCGCUCCUCAAGAUGCUCAAGCAUGGCCGCGCCGGCGUGCCCAUGGAGGUCAUGGGCCUCAUGCUCGGGGAGUUCGUUGACGACUACACGGUCGUGUGCUUGGACGUGUUUGCGAUGCCGCAGAGUGGCACGGGCGUGAGCGUCGAGGCUGUGGACCCGGUCUUCCAGACCAAGAUGCUCGACAUGCUCAAGCAGACGGGCCGCGCCGAGAUGGUCGUCGGCUGGUACCACAGUCACCCCGGCUUCGGCUGCUGGCUCUCGGGCGUCGACAUCAACACGCAGCAGUCGUUCGAGGCACUGAACGCGCGCGCCGUGAGUAUCGUCAUUGACCCGAUUCAGAGUGUGAAGGGCAAGGUCGUCAUUGACGCGUUCCGCUUGAUCAACCCGCAGCUCAUGAUGCUCGGCCAAGAGCCGCGCCAGACGACGUCCAACAUUGGCCACCUCAACAAGCCCAGCAUCCAAGCGCUCAUCCAUGGCCUCAACCGCCACUACUACUCGAUUGCGAUCGACUACCGCAAGAACGAGCUCGAGGAGCAAAUGCUCAUGAACCUGCACAAGAACACAUGGAGCGACGGCCUUGUCUUGACGCCGUUCGAAGCGCACUCGGCCAAGAACGAAGAGAUGGUCGAGCGCAUGCUCAAGCUCACCAAGCAGUACAACGAGCGCGUCCAGGAGGAAGACGAAAAGACUGCUGACGAACUCGUCGUGCUCAACGUCGGCAAGGUCGACCCGAAGAAGCACCUCGAGUCGGACGUCUACGACCUCAUGGCGCUCAACACGGUACAGUGCCUUGGCGCGAUGCUCGACACGAUCGUUUUUUAAAUCUGCUCGUGUUGAAGCGCGUGAAAUGUACUUUCUUCUCGCACGACGCA
Saprolegnia diclina VS20 is the source of this 1016-nucleotide messenger RNA. RefSeq names its product 26S proteasome non-ATPase regulatory subunit 14. Bases 28 to 966 code for a protein of 312 amino acids. Gene Ontology annotation, cellular component: proteasome regulatory particle, lid subcomplex. The record is from RefSeq and is a predicted model, not a curated record. The transcript has a single exon. Gene Ontology annotation, molecular function: metallopeptidase activity; protein binding; proteasome binding. Gene Ontology annotation, biological process: protein deubiquitination; proteasome-mediated ubiquitin-dependent protein catabolic process. NCBI's taxonomy places the organism in Eukaryota, Oomycota, Saprolegniomycetes, Saprolegniales, Saprolegniaceae.